UGCUCGACGCAGAAAAGCCCCUGCAGUACGACAUCAUACCUACCACGGCUCCGACUUUCCGUCGAUUGGAUCAUCGCUUGCCAUCACAUCCCCGGAGGAAGGCUGUCCCGAGUUCCCGCUGUUAACCUUCGUCAACCCCCCGACAUCAUAAUAGCAUCAACCCCGAACUCUACAAUAAAAAAACAACACACAAGCCCAACAUCAACACAAGCAGCAGCAGCAUCGCAACGAUCAAACUGCAACCACUACAAUGCUGUUCGGAAAAUUGAUACUCGGAUUGACCGCGCUGGUCAGCGCUGUCGCUGCCUUCCCCAGAAGCGAAGACACAAAGUACUUCCAUGAACCUGGUCGCGGCAAUCUGGAGGGCCAUUAUGAUGCUCGUUACUACAAGGAGACCGUCGACUACGAUACAAGGCUGGAUACGUUGACGCACAUGGUCCGGGCGUGGUUGCAGACGACCCAGCAGGAGAACAUCGAGACGUGGAUCGCCCACGGAACGCUAUUGGGAUGGUGGUGGAACGCUAAGAUGCUUCCUUGGGACUGGGACCUCGACGUCCAGGUGCACCACAACACCCUGACCAUGCUGGGCCAGAAGUACAACCAAACCACGCACAAGUACAAGUCGGCGGACGGCACGGUCGAGCGCGAGUAUCUGCUGGACGUCAACCCGUGGAUCUGGCAGCGUGUGCGUGGCGACGGCAACAACGUCAUCGACGCCCGCUGGGUCGACGUGAGGAACGGCCUGUUCAUCGAUAUCACCGGUAUCGCCGAGACCGAUCCCACCAACGCUCCUGGAAUCCUGAACUGCAAGAACUGGCACCGUUACCACUACGACGACAUCUGGCCGCUCCGUGACACCACCUUUGAGGGAGUGCCGGCCAAGAUUCCGUACAACUUCGAUGCGAUCCUCGUCAAGGAGUACAACACCAAGGCACUGACGGUGACCGAGUACCAAGGUCAUCGUUGGAACGUCCAAACCAAGGCCUGGGAGAAGGCAACCGACGUCCCGAGCGGUGCCCAAGGCGAGCUGGCGCUCGAGAAGCCCCGAGUACCCGGCCGCUACUCGACCGUCGAAACCGGCGGCUUCUUCUAUAACGUCUUUCGUUUAGUGCACUUCUGGUAGUACCUUACACCAACACACAUGAUGUCCUCGGAAGCGACAAACGGCCGGUGCCUUUUUUCAUUCUUUGAGCUCUGUGUAUAAUUUGUACGA
This is a messenger RNA of Tricharina praecox, 1213 nucleotides long. Its product is annotated as LicD family-domain-containing protein. The coding region runs from base 251 to 1123 and encodes 290 amino acids. The record is from RefSeq and is a predicted model, not a curated record. The transcript has 6 exons. Lineage: Eukaryota; Fungi; Ascomycota; Pezizomycetes; Pezizales; Pyronemataceae.